Ailuropoda melanoleuca (giant panda) is the source of this 7192-nucleotide messenger RNA. RefSeq names its product ataxin 7 like 1 (gene ATXN7L1). The transcript has 11 exons. The record is from RefSeq and is a predicted model, not a curated record. Bases 1774 to 4356 code for a protein of 860 amino acids. NCBI's taxonomy places the organism in Eukaryota, Metazoa, Chordata, Mammalia, Carnivora, Ursidae.
CAAACUUGGAGAUUGGUGGAUUCCCAAUUCCCAAUGCCUAAGGCAACAUUGGGCCAGAAGAUCUGAGUUGGUUUGUCAGACCUAUGCGAGUCUGCUGGUGGCUACCUCACUCAGCUAUUAGCCCACUUAUCCCCAAGGUCUUAUCCUUUUCUGGAACAACAGCAAUGACAUAUAGAUUAGGCAGAACCCCCAAGGGUAAGAGGCCAAACCAGAAAGUUAGCUGAUGGAAGGAGUUGGUUACUACUCAGCUGUGGCUUGGUCAUCCUGUUUCAUCCCAGGCGCUUGAGUACCUGUAGGCUACCUCAGCCUUGGGCCUCUGUGGGCCUCUGUGGGCUAAGUGACACACCUGCCCUGAAUGGCCAAGAGCGCUGUUCACAGGGUCCUCUGGGAAGGGCAGGAUUUCCCAGUCUUCAAGGACAGGUAGGCUGUCCCCACUUUGACCUUGCUACAGUUUGCCAUCAAAGUGGCACAUCUCAGACUAAGGAGGAAGAUACAUUUGAUCCACAGCCUGUCAGAGGUUAGGAAUCCCUUGUCCUCUGUCCUCUGUCCUAUACUUUUUCUCUCCAAUCUGGUAAACCGGAAGGGUUUUUAAGUAAAUCAAUUGCAUGAAUUUGCUAGGACUGUUAUAACAAAAUACCACAGACUGGGUGGCUUAAUCUGCAGAAAUUUAUUUUUUCACAGUUGUGGAGGCUGGAAGUCCCAAGAUCAAGGUGCCAGCAGGCUUGGUUUCUCCUGAGGCCUCCUUCCUUGGCUUGCAGAUGGCUGUCUUCUUGCUGUCUCUUCAUCAUGCUGUCCCUCUUCUUACCGAAGGACUCCAGUCAUACUGGAGCAGAGCCCACCCUAACUGGCCUCAUUUUUAACUUUAUCACCUCUUUAAAGACCUAAUCUGCCCAUUCAGUCACAUUCCGAGGUACUGGGGAUUGGGACUUCAACAUAUGAAUUUGGGGGCAACAUAAUUCAGCCCAUAACACCAGUCAGCUCAGCCUGGUCCCCCCUCAGCUCUGUUCCUUAGCAGCAUCAGAACACUGCAGUAACCAGCAUGAUAUACAACUUCGUCUGUGACUUGUCCCUGUGCGUGUGACUGCAGAGAAUCAGGCCCCAUCUCUGUGUGGGUGCGUAGUCAAAGGGAACACAAUGAGAGAAAGACAAAAUAUGUUCAAAGGCACAAGAAGUCACCGGUGGCUGUGAAAGUCUGAGUAAGCUUUCAUGUGUCCUGUGAUGAUUUUUAGAUAAUUUCAGCAGCCCACCUGUCUUGAGGUGGGUUGAGCAAGGGUAGCUCACAGACCAGUGGGCCCCAGAAGUCAUCUGACAGAAAGUGUUACCUUCCCUUCUGGGCCUCUUCCUCCCCGUGCCGUGCCGUGCCGUGCCGUUCUGGGCAGACUCCCUGAUCUGUGAAUAGAUUCAUUGGCAUAAUCCUCUCAGUGUCUUGCCAACAAUUAUGUAUAUAUAUUUAAAUCUGCCCUCAGUGUUCAUUCCCUCUGGAAGUUGGGAAACCAGCCUUACAUGGACCAGGAGAGGAAAAUUUAGCCAGUUAUGUCUCCCAUUUCAUCGGCUGCUCUUUUCCCAGAGGCCUAUGGUUGGCCAUUCAUCUCCCUCCCUCUUCCCUUGCUGUGGGACAUCUUUGACCCGGAGAUUCUAGGGGCCAGCAGGUUGCCUUCUGAUAGCCCUUUGCAAAAAAUGUCCCCCAAGAGCUUUUCUCGACAAAGAACAUUUGUUCCCUAAGAAGGCACCCACCCUCCGCCAAGACAAGAGCAGAGUUCCUGGGGGCCCACCAUGAGAAUGGCAGAGACAAAAGCCUGGUGUUCUUGGAAACUGCCACUCCAUUCAGAAAUCCAAGAGAGAAGACACGGUUCAAUGUGUAGACCUUCUCCCUCUCCAGCCUCUCCACCCUCCCAUUCCAGGACAUCGUUAGUACAGGUGAAAACAAAAGCCUGUCUCAGCGGCCAGAACUCUGCCAGCAGCACCUCAAAGCCAUUCAAAACGCCCAAAGACAAUCUACUUACCUCCAGCAGCAAACAGCACACGGUCUUUUCUGCAAAAGGAUCAAGGGACAAACCAUGCGUUCCGGUUCCUGUAGUCAGUUUAGAGAAAAUUCCUAACCUAGUGAAGGCAGACGGUGCCAAUGUCAAAAUGAACUCUGCAACCACUACGGCAGUCACCUGCUCCACCUCGUCCUGUGCUGUCUCCACCCCACCUUUAAUCAAGCCAGUCUUGAUGUCCAAGUCAGUGCCACCUUCCCCAGAGAAGAUCUUAAAUGGCAAAGGAAUUGUGUCCACCACAAUAGACAAGAAACACCAAAAUGGCACCAAAAACAACAACAAGCCUUACAGGAGACUUUCAGAGAGAGAAUUUGACCCAAAUAAACACUGUGGAGUAUUGGAUCCCGAGACAAAGAAACCUUGCACAAGAUCCCUCACCUGCAAGACACAUUCGCUAAGCCAUCGGAGGGCAGUCCCGGGCCGGAAAAAACAAUUUGACCUCCUCCUGGCAGAACACAAAGCCAAGUCCCGGGAAAAAGAAGUUAAAGAUAAAGAGCAUCUCCUGACUUCGGCGAGGGAAGUACUUCCAAACCAACCCGGGCCAGCGCAGGACUGUCUGCCAGGACCUUCAGGGAGCUCUGGGCCAGAACCGAAAGUUGCGUCCCCUGCAAAAUCCAGGCCACCUAACUCUGUGCUUCCUAGACCAUCAUCUGCAAAUAGCAUCAGCAGCAGCACAUCUUCAAAUCACAGUGGCUACACCCCAGAACCCCCCCUGCCCCCCGCUGGAAGUGACCUCACCAGCCGACUAUCAAGUGAUGAAGGGGAGAUGGACGGAGCUGACGAACCCGAGAAGUUAGACUGUCAUUUCUCUACCCACCACCCCAGACCUCUUGCGUUUUGCUCAUUCGGGAGUCGCCUCAUGGGACGAGGGUACUAUGUGUUUGAUAGAAGAUGGGAUCGUUUUCGAUUCGCACUAAACUCCAUGGUAGAAAAACACUUGAAUUCACAGAUGUGGAAGCACAGAAACCCGAGCCCCAGGGCAUCAGGUCCCUCCCCCCUUUUCAGGACUUGCCUAACCAAUCUGCUGUCACUGAGCAACAUUGGGGCUGCCUGGGUGUCAACUCUGGAGAGCGUAGCACCCCGCUGCCCUCUCAACCUCGCUGCCCAAACCCCAGGCCCCGACGGGCCCGAACCUGGAGGGAUGGCAGCCGAUGGGGGCGUGGAAGACAUUAGGAAGAAAAGGAACGGCCAAGACUCUUUUUUCUUUAACAAGCAUUUAACUCUGCAUCAGGAGACGCCAACACAGUAUUCUCUUUCAGCCAGGAAGAUCCCUCCUGCGGCAGAUAGCCCCAUGCCCUCGCCAGCAGCCCACAUCACCACCCCCGUUCCAGCAUCCGUUUCCCAGCCUUUCAACAACCCCAGUGCUGUGUAUCUUCCUUCAGCUCCCAUCAGCUCGAGACUCACCUCUUCUUACAUAAUGACAUCAGCCAUGCUCUCAAACGCAGCUUUUGUGGCGUCGCCGGACCCGAGCGCCCUCAUGUCACACACCACAGCUUUCCCCCAUGUGGCUGCAACCCUCAGCAUCAUGGACUCAACCUUCAAGGCCCCAUCUGCCGUGUCCCCGAUACCAGCCGUCAUCCCUUCCCCAUCCCACAAGCCAUCCAAAACCAAAACCAGCAAAUCCUCAAAAGUCAAAGACCUGUCUGCCCGUAGCGACGAGUCUCCAAGUAACAAAAAGAGGAAGCCGCAGCCUUCGACUUCCUCCUCCUCCUCAUUAACCUUGCAGACAUCCCUCUCGUCUCCAUUAUCAGGGCCCCACAAAAAGAACUGUGUUUUGAAUGCCAGUUCAGCUUUGAACUCCUAUCAGGCGGCCCCUCCCUAUAACAGUCUGUCUGUGCACAACUCAAACAAUGGGGUGAGCCCACUCAGUGCCAAACUGGAGCCCUCAGGACGGACCUCGCUGCCCGGCGGCCCCGCGGACAUAGUGAGACACGUGGGCUCGGUGGGCGGCAGCAGUGACUCCUGUCCCCUCUCUGUGCCCUCCCUUGCAGGGGACCUCUCUCUGGCCUCACACAAUGCCGUGUCUUCGCUGCCCCUCUCUUUUGACAAAUCAGAAGGAAAAAAGCGUAAGAACUCGAGUUCUAGUAGCAAAGCCUGUAAAAUCACUAAAAUGCCUGGUAUGAAUAGCGUUCACAAAAAGACCCCGCCCAGCCUUCUCGCACCGGUGCCCGAUCCCGUUAACAGCACCUCCUCUCGGCAGGUCGGGAAAAAUAGCAGCCUAGCUUUGUCACAGCCCAGCCCUUCAAGCAUAUCCAGCCCAGGACACAGCCGGCCGAAGACCACAAACAGAACGGGCAGGAUAAGGACUCUUCCAUAACAAGACUGUGAAGCCGCUUCCAAACCUAUGCCAGGCCACCAAGGCCGAGGCGGGAGGAGGAGGGAGGGGAGCGCGCAGCCGGGCAGAGUCUGUUUCCUGGGCCGGGUGCCUGUGGCUCUGGCCUUUCUUCUUCCUUUUUUAAUUGACCAGUUUUUAGUUUUGAAGAAAAAAGCAAAAGGCGAAAGAACGUAAAUUUAAGAUUUACGGAAAACAAUACCAGUGUUUUGUUUCGGUUCUUUCAUUUGCCAUGUGUAUUCGUUCUUCCAAGUUUGGGGUCGCUCCUCUAGCUUCCGACGCUGCUGUUGCACCAUCAUUUCGCUCCAGCCGCGAGAGCAGACAGGCCGAAUGUCCGUUCCCGCUUGGCGUUGUCUGAAACCUUGAACUUGAGCGCGUGCAGUGCUCCUUUCCUCGACCUCUCCCACCCGUCCCUUCCACCCCCUCCCCCCCUGCCGCUUACCGGGUCCCCACUGGCCAUGCAGAAGCAGCUGGCUCGCACCGGCUCCCCCCUGGACGGCAUGUGGGGGAGGGGCUUUGCUGGGGAACAGCCUGUGUUUGGGGAGCCGAGACCCCAAACCCCCGCCCAGGCUGAGCGCCCUCGUCAGGUUUCUGCGCUGCACCAGCCCCGCAGGAGCCAGAUGCUAUGGGCAAAACGAAGAAGAAUGGCCAUGGAAUUAUGUCUUUUGGAGAAUACCACUGUCCAGCUGUGCAGCUCAGAGAGGAUCUGCUGGGUCAGGGACAGGGGCUGGAAUGGGCCUGGAAGGUGGCAGGAGGCAGAGCUCAUGCAGAGGGGAGGAUAUCCCUCAAAAGACUGAUAAUCUGAGCUCGUUAGGAAUCCAUGCGGCAGAACCCCUUCCAGGGUGCGGGUGUACGAGGGCGCCAAAGUCAGGCGAACCAGAGAAGGAGAAAUCCCAGGGAGAAGGGCACGAGACCCCAGGAAGCCACUCAGGGCUUGAGUUGCAGCUUCCACAGCGCUGGAAAUUCACAAGCUGCCCCCCCCCGGGGGGGGACUAGGCAAGAGGAGGAAAAGCAGGGCUAGGGGGGCAGGAAGGGUUUGAGCAAAGCUUCCAUGGAGGGUUAACACCUGAUGAGAAUAAAUACAGCGCUGCCCAUGCUCCUCCGUGCCCUGGGCCCCAGGGGCCCCUACGGUCAGCACACCAUUGAUCAGCUUUGGCUAGGUUAUCAGCAGCCCCACCUCGGAUACAGCCAUCCCAGGGAGGUGUCGUAGCCCAGCUACCGCUUAGUGAAGAAGCUAUUUGGAAGAGCGGGAAGAGAGAAGCUAGAGCCCUACAGCUAUGAAACUGUUCACACUGGAGUUCUGAAGGAAAUAGCAAUACCACAAGCUCUGCUAGGGAAUGGUAAUCAGGAAAGGAGUUCACCGUAUGAAACAGGCAUUCUGUGCUAUUAAUCAUGAACUAGGAAGUUUUGCUUCAUCCCUAAACAGAAAUGAAUGCCAGUUUCACAGCUGGACCCAAACCCUCAGCCCUACCCCGAAGUUUUCCUUCCCAUCCCCACAACCCAAAGAUCAGACUACUGUUAACGUUUCACCACAUUGGAUUUCGCAAAGACGGGAGGCAAACGGAGUGAUUUGUAUCAAUGGAAUUGCACUGACCGUGUUUCUUAUAGGAUUCCUAAAAUUUUUAAUAUAAAAUGAAGAUUUUUUUAAAAAUCAGGAGUUGAUAUUAGGUACCAGGACAUUAGUUCAGAUGAUUUCAUUUUUAUUUCUACAGUGUUAAAAGUGCACUUAUAUGCCGGUUUAUUUACGUCUUGGGAAAAAGAGACUACAAAUUGAAGGGAAGGUGGUUACUUUUUCUUUUUAAAAAAAAAAAGUUAAGGCAGAUUUUAAGACUUAUAAAAUGUUUAAGAAAUUAUAAACAGGUUAGACCCUUUGGAAAAAAAGUUUAGAAGAUAUUCUUAAAGUAAAUUUUUAUAGUGUUAAUUUUGUAAUAAUUUAUGUUUUACUAUAUUACAGAGCUAACUGACCAGAAUAGUUUCAGAAACAAUAUGAAACGUAGGAAAGUUUAAGCAAUGUUUAUAUUUUUAAAAUGUUCUUUGAAUUAUGUUUUUAUUGUACAUUUCUUCAGACUGAAAAGUAUGUACAUAUCUUUGUUAUUUUUGCACAAUUUUUUGUCUCGUUCGGUUUUAGAAGUCUGUUGUUUUUUUAUAAUUUAUUUUAAGUUGUAAAACUUGCAGGAGUUAAAAACAAAAAACAAAAAAAAAGUCUCAGCAACAAAAUAACCCUCUGAUUUAUAAACUCUUACACUCAAAGAGGGAAAACAAAGGUUGAGAGAUUAAGUGGCUGCUUCUGAGAAAUAAUGUCUCGACAGGGACGAAAGGAGCAAUUCAAUUGGCUUAAACAUUUUAGCUGUCUGCAUCUUGAAUUGCAAGCUGGAAUAGAGAGGCUCCCCACCGAAUGCUGCUUACUUGGUGAAAGACUGGCUCUGACCAAGGUGAGGACAUUUCUGGAAAACUGAGCAAAAAGGGAAAACCCACGGUGUUUCUUCCUUCACAAUCAACCACAGGUUUACUUUAUAAUGAUGUAUUAAAAACUCACAGCUUGAAAAAUGGAAUGCAAAUAAAAGGUUUUCUUGGGGUUUGUUUUAACAGAGUUCAACUGGACCAGCCUAUAAAGCAUUAUUAGGGUGAUACCCUUUGGGUACUUCUGUUCUGCUCAUCCCACCCCAGCCCCUUGACUGCGCACACGCGCGCACACACACACACACACACACACGACCCCACCCCACCCCCAUUUGCCUGAAGAUCUUGUGACUUGUUGCCAGCCAUAGAGGCUCAAAAGCUCUGGGUGUUAAGCAUAACACAAUGCAUAGACCUGUCAGCC